Triplophysa dalaica is the source of this 8720-nucleotide messenger RNA. It is a transcript of the gene hivep2b, whose product is annotated as HIVEP zinc finger 2b. Gene Ontology annotation, biological process: regulation of transcription by RNA polymerase II. The coding region runs from base 1220 to 6634 and encodes 1804 amino acids. Gene Ontology annotation, cellular component: nucleus. Gene Ontology annotation, molecular function: RNA polymerase II cis-regulatory region sequence-specific DNA binding; DNA-binding transcription factor activity, RNA polymerase II-specific. The transcript has 9 exons. The record is from RefSeq and is a predicted model, not a curated record. NCBI's taxonomy places the organism in Eukaryota, Metazoa, Chordata, Actinopteri, Cypriniformes, Nemacheilidae.
UGCCUCAUCAACACUGGACGCAGUUGUCUUCCCCCAAUGUAACAUAAGAUGCUGGUCCCUACAUGUCAAAUAUUUUUAGCUGUGCAAAUUGUAUUGUGUUGAACGGUCAAGGGUAAAGGCCAUCCGACCAUCCUGAACUUCUUUUUCCUUUAAUGUCAAAUAUGGUACGCACCAAAAUGUCUUAUUUGUCUCAUUUUCCAAAUCUGCAAAAUAUCCCAGCAUCAAAUGAGAAGAGGCGGAGCUUGAUUUCAUUCCUCAGGAUAUGAUUGGAUCGUAGAUAUUUGGCCGUGCAUACCAGCAGGUGGUUGUGGGGAUUAAUACAUCUAUCCUUUUCAAUGACAUCACUUCAUGAGCUGUGCAGGGAUUAUGUCAUGCGUUGAAGCUGUCUGUCAUUUAAAUCCGGGUGUACACAAAAAAAAUGUAUAUGCAUACAAAAGGUUUAAUUCUAUUGCCUGCAAGAUGUUUUAACAGGCAGUUUCUGAGAUCUCUUUCACGCUGAUGCAAAAGUGGCCUCCUGUGUGGGCCGUUGCAUAACCCUUCAGAGGGCCCCUUUCUAUUUUUGUUCCUGGAUACGCAUCUCAGUGAGGUAUUUUCUGUGGCGAGUCGCUAGCAUCAGUAGGUCUAACGCACUCUCAUUGAGCAAGACAUGGAGCACUGCUGGGGUGCAUUUUCGUUGCAUUUGGCCUUUUUAAAGGGGAUGCGCUGGAACGCCGGAUGCAGGAACUAUGAGAACAUCUGCUUUUGACUGGAGAUACUGGACUGUGGACAGCAGAAGGAAGGAGGAAAGUCAUAUACAUCUGGAAUGGCAUGGGGACGAGUAAAUUAUGAUUUAGGUUAAAUCUCUAACAGAAGGUUUCCUGACCUUACAGUUUGAGGCGGCCUUUACAUCCAUCACAACCCUCAGACGGACACAGAGAUGGCGCUGGAAGUUUGCCUUCAUAAACACGCCUAUCCGGUCAGGAUGAUUUGGAUGUGGUGCCCAGUCUUAAAUCUACAUAGAGAUGAGGAACAUGUUUAAACAACUGGACUGAAUCGUUCUUUUUAUCAUGUGGAAAAGAUUACUCCACCUGUUGUUGGGCUGAUCAGUGGACUACAAUCACAGAUAAUUGUUUAAAGGAUUAAGACUGACAUAAAACAAACUUUCAUUGAGGCAAAAUUAUUCUAGUUGUGACCAAACUAAGAACCAUGUAGCAACUGUUAGAAAAGAGACAUCUUUACCAUGGAGGCCACAAAAACCUCAGGAAACUCAAAGAGCUCAGAGCAGAUGAGCAGUGUCAAAGAUGACAAAAAGGCCUCGUCAUUUGAGAUGACCCAAAGAGGCCAAUCCUCAGACUCGGAGGACAUAAUAAAAGUAGCAGAGCAAACUCGGACAGAAGAUGUAAGGCCAUCUCCUCUUUUGGACUCCGAGGCCCUCUCUUCAGAAAGUUCCUCAAAAUCUAGAGAACAGUGUCACAUUCGUCUAAGAAGAAAGACUCUCCCAAACAAACUAUCAGAGUAUGAUCUUCAGAUCUCAGAGGGUCUGGACAAAAAGGAUCAGAAAACUGCAAAGAUGGGAAAGUAUGUAUGCCAGUAUUGUGGAAGAGCCUGUGCCAAACCCAGUGUAUUGAAGAAACACAUCCGUUCACAUACGGGUGAACGUCCAUAUCCAUGCAUUCCGUGCGGAUUCUCGUUUAAAACCAAGAGCAACCUGUACAAACACAGAAAAUCUCACGCCCAUGCAGUGAAAGCAGGUAUGGUUCCGUAUUCAGAACAAGACAACGAGCAUGUAGAUGAAGAGUCGUCAGUCGUGGCUGGUGAGAUGCAUUCGGAUGCCGAGCAGAGUAGCGAUACUGAUGAAGAGCCUGCGGGAGAGUCGUCCUUGGUUACAACGACCCAUGUCAAAGACACAGAGAGUUUCUUUCAAGAAAAGGGUGGAAAACUAGCAAAAAAAGAAGACGUCAUGCUUUCCACCCCAAGUUCACUCAAUAGAGAAACUACAUCGGGAAAAGUGACUUUAUGGCAGCUUCGAGAAAUGAUGACGCCACCCGUGAUUGCUCAGGUAGACCAGAUGGCGGAGUUUUCCACCAUCAAGCAAAGACUGGCACUCAGGCUGUCAGAGAAGAAAAGUCAAGACUCUGAACGUUCUCUUUCCCUCCCCAGUUCCAGCAGUAAAGGCAGCACUGAUUCUGGAUACUUCUCACGUUCUGAGAGCGCCGAACAGCAGUUUAACCCAUCAAGCUCAAGUGCCAAGUCAUAUCAAGAAAUCAUGUUUGGGAAAUGUUACAGACCGACCACCAGGCCGAAGCAAUCCAUCACUGUACAGAGCUGCAUGAUGGACAUAAAUGAAGCCGCAUCAAGUUUUAUGAUUAAACUUAACAAAAGCAAGAAGCUUGGCGACACAGAAUCCAGCAAGAAAGAUCUGGUCCGUUCGCUAAAAUUUGAUUCUGAGUCUUUCCAAGAGGAAGAUUACCAAGAAUGUCAAAUUCCUGAUACGUAUAGCUCGGAUCUUAUGGAAACGCCAUUAGACAGUACCAUGUUCUUACGCAGUAACUCUCUUCCAACUUCAACUAAUUCAAAUCUGAACACACCGCAAGGACUAAGAAGCAGUAAUUCAUUCGACGAAAGAAUGUCCGGUGGUGAUGUCUCUUACCGGGGAGCAGUUGGUAUAAGAAGACUCAUGCGUCAAGGUGCGUUUGAACACUCUGCUAAUGAGGGACAUGCAGAAUCAGACUGUAACGCUCACCUGGCUUGUUGCCUGAAAUCAGAGUUAAAAAUACACAAUGUGGACGAUUCUAAAAUGGCGGCUGAAAACUAUCAAGAAGCAGAGAUGUGCACGGCCUCUCAAAGCCAGUUGUCAGAAGCAUCCACAAGAAAAAGAAGAAAGGACAAAAGUGUCAUUGAGGAAGAAGACUUACAUAUCCAAGAUAAAUCUUCACAUGUAUCUGAAACCAAGGAAAGUGGUUUAGAGACUGCCUACUCUGAGACUGAGAGAAGAGCUGGCUGCAAUGUUAUCUCCGUAAUUCAGCAUACAAAUAAAUUAAACUGGUCAAACACCUCAGAAAUACCAUCAGAUAUUAGAUCACAUACCUCCGACAAAGUUGCUAUUUGUAAAUUUACACAGCAUGGUGUAGAGGGUCUCCGAAAUGACACAAAUCGCAGCUCGGAAAGAAUAGAUUGGCAAUGGGGUAGCAGUGUAAGCCAGAAACCUCACAUUAUAAAGCAACCGUCAUCUCAGUCCAGUAUCCAAGUGCCUGAGAUUAGAGUAACCGUGGAACCUGACAGACCGGACAAGGUUCCAGAUCAAGCGUGCAUCAAGCAACGAGAAAAGCCCACAGAAGAGUUCCAAUGGCCACAAAGGAGCGAGACGCUUUCACAGUUUCCAGUGGAAAAACUACCACCCAAAAAGAAGCGCCUGAGAUUAGCGGAGAUGGAAUGUUCUUCAGGUGAAUCAAGUUUUGAAUCCGCUUGCACAAGUCUCUCCAGGAGUCCGAGUCAAGAUAGCAAUUUGUCCUACAGCUCAAGCUUCUCGCAGUCGCUUGACAGAGAGGAGAUCCUUAAUGUUGCAUCUCAGAGCAAUUCAGAUGAGUAUAAUAAGCCAUUAGAGUUCUUAUCGGUUCCAGCAAUUUCGCAGAGUCGUCACAGAGAAAUGCGACGCUCUGCGUCGGAGCAGGCACCCUAUAACUUACCCGCAGAUGUUUCUGAAAUUAGAAGCAAGUCAUUUGACUAUGGCAGUCUGUCUCCAUCAUCUAUAUGUAGGCAGGAGGAUGUUAAAGAACGUAGAAGGGGCUUCUUAGUUAGACAGGCAUCUUUAAGUGGCGAACCAGAUGUUCCAGGUGUCCAGAUCCAGGCGCUGGACAAAUCUUUAAAUGUAGAUGUGACAAAAGAUGUCACGUUUUCAGAUGAAGUGAACAGGCGACGAACGUCAACAAUUGAGAGAAUGAGAUAUUCUUGCUCCCGAUUUCAACAACACAAACCAGUUGGCUCAGUGCAAAGUUCAUCUGAGAAGGAUUACAGUCAAACCAAUGUUUUCCACAUUCAGGACAUAGAUAGCGUAAUGCAUAGAAUCAAAAAGGAACAUGAGGGUUUCCAGGCAGCUGAAACUUAUAUCAGCUUAAGAAACCCCCAAGAAGAUUGUUCAAGAAGUUUGGGCAAUGUGUUAUCCUCAAUAAGAGUGCUUUCUCAUGCUCAACAAGCAUUAGCCAGUCAAAGAAUGUCUAGUUUACUAGUUCCCGUCAGAAUUCAGAUGCAGGUGCCGUCCUAUGGAAGCAUAACGUACACUAGUAUAUCUCACAUUCUGGAUUCUCAAACGCAAAGUUCCGUUUCAUGUGUAGAACACAAGAAAUCCAUCAGUGAGAGUUUCAUCACCGUCAUGCCUCGCAAUAACACAGGAUGCGAACCAUCUCAAAUGUCAGGACAAGGUAGGGGACGAUUGUGUAGCCCGCAGGCAUCCCCAGCAAAGCUGAAUACAGGCAUACCUUUAUCAUUAACUUCCAAAACCAUCUCAACUACAGAGGCCCCUAGUGGUGGAGCAAACAAGCGCAUGCUUUCCCCCGCAAGCAGCAUUGAGCUUUUCAUCGAAGCAAAGCAGCAAAAACGAGUUAAAGAUGAGAAAAUUUACGGCCAGAUUGUUAAAGAGCUCAGUGCUGUGGAGUUAGGAAAUUUUGAAGGUGAGAAAGACUGUCCGUACGAAGGGUUUCAGUCAGCAAUUACCCAGAAGCCACGGAAACUCAGCGAGGAGCUAGAUAUGGAUGAGGUUAGCCUAGAUUCAUACCACAAUCCAAAAUUACAAUAUCCUGCCAGUUUUGCACAAAAUACUCCUUUGAUCGAAUGCAAACCAACACCAACUCCUACUGAGAUCACUGGUGCUUUACUUUCCCCCAAGUUUCCAGGUCUUCAUACCACUACUUGUGUGAGCUGGUGCCAUCUCAACUCCACCAAACCAAACAGCACCCAAACAGCUGCACAGUUCUCAGAGUACGCCUCUUGGUUAGUGAGAUCCCAUAACCCCAAUCCACCCAGUCUUAGCACAGGGAUGGUCCUUGCUCUUCUCCGAUCUAAACAGGGCAGACAAAACAUUGUUUAUACAGUCGCUACCAUGUAUCAACCUGGAUUACUUGUAACCUCCACCCCAUGGAGACCAAAACAGGAACAGGUUACUCUGGAAUGCAAGGACGAAGAGAUGAAGCAUGAUGUAAAAUUAAGAGACAUUGGCCAGAGGUGCAAAUCCUUGCGAGAGGACGUUGCGUUGUCUGCACGUCAACCAGAACCGACUCGUGUAAAGAUUUUUGAAGGAGGAUAUAAGUCUAAUGAGGACUACGUGUACGUGAGGGGCCGUGGCAGGGGAAAGUAUAUUUGUGAAGAGUGUGGCAUUCGUUGUAAGAAGCCGAGCAUGCUGAAGAAACAUAUCCGAACUCACACAGAUGUCAGACCUUACGUCUGCAAAUGCUGCAAUUUCGCCUUUAAAACGAAAGGGAAUCUCACCAAGCAUAUGAAGUCAAAGUCUCACAUGAAAAAAUGUCUCGAAAUGGGAGUUUCACCUACUGCCAUCGACAAUAUAGAAGAUGCAGAUGAAGUCCACAAGUCCUUAGGUACCAGGCCAGUGGACACAACCAUUAAACAUCAGUUUUCAGAUGUGGAGGACUCGGAUGAGGAUGGCGAUGAGCCAGACGAUGAGGAAGACGAUGAAUGCGAUGGUGAUUCCACACCAAAAACGCUGUCCAGAAGCACAAGUCCUCAGACCUAUGGAGUCAACAAGCCAUUUUCAUACAGCCAUGCCACUAAACAUCCCGACACGGGUCGCAAUCCACCGAAGGAACAGCUGGACGUUUCCUUACCAGGUUUUGAAGAUGAUCUCACUUUGGAGCAGUCAAGCACUUAUUCUGAGCUCUGUCCACAUCAGCUGCUGUCACCUUGUUGGGACUCACCUUGCCAGAGGUACAUGUUGUCAAGCCGAGACUCGUCUCCCCUGAGAGCUGUUUCUCCGAGAAGAGAUCUGAGCAUCCGAGGGGAUUUCUCACCUCUUCGGCAGCUCUCGCCUGUAAGACCUGCAGGUUCUGAGCCAACAGGGCAGCGAGCGCAGUCUCCGCUGGGUCGAAAUAAAGGGCUCCUCAGGGCCGCGUCUCCACGCAGGGGCUCUUACCAAUACAGGGCCCACGUGGAUCAGGGAAGGAGUGUGAGAUUUCAAACUACACCCCAUAGACAAGUCGUCGGAGUGCGCUCAGAUUUGGGAACGGAUCGAGAAGAUUCUCCUUUGUAUGUUCCUGUAGGCCUAUGCGGCCAAAAAAAUCCCUCCACCACCCUGCAGCCGGACAUCCUCAGUCAUUUACCUUUGCACUCUCAAGGACCGCUGCCAACACCUGUUCCGAUGAUCCCUAUUGGAGGGUUAAGGAUGCCCUCCACAUCAUCAACACCCGGUGCUGCUGGGGAAAUAAAUUCCCUCCCAUCACCCCCACAAGGAAACAUAUUAGAAAGGGCUAGUUCGGGCCGCACCUCAGCCCCCGUCCCUGAUCCUGGAUCAGCCAGCGGCGAAGACCCUCACUCUAGCCUUCCUAACAAAGACGAUAAAAAGGAAGAGAGCGUCUCCAUCUGUGCGAAAGCUAUCGAGUCUCUCAGAAUAACAUCUGAAGAUGUUACCGAUCAAACUCCUAAAAGUUGAUUUGUUAGCAUUGUACGGACACAUUCAAAAGCCGGAAACAUCAAGUAUGCAAAUGUAGACGGAAUGCUUGGUCGGCCCAUUGCGAGUGCAGUUCUGUUGAACAAACUGACUGUAUGAACUGCAUCUUUCUGCUGGCAACCAACCUCCCUUCAGAAUUACUGUACCUUUAAAUGUCUGUGCCAUGAAACCGGAUGUGUUAUUCAGGUAAUUUACUACGAACAUAUCGACAAACGAUCUCUUUAAACCGUUGCCUCAUCAUGAUUAAUGAUUAAUCCACCAGUUGUGGACCUGAAAGAUACCGUAACUCCUUGCUUGAAUGCAUACUUGGGUGUCAUUAGGAAUUGCUGUCUUAGGCUUUCAUGGAGUGCUCAAAUUCCCUGCUGCCAGGUGCUGUAAAUACAUUUAGAUGAACGGUAAUGCAUUUUAAAAUGCAAGACAUUGUGCUCAGCCCGAAGUAUUUGCAUUCACAUAUUCCCUGACCACGAUUCUAUGGGUUUUUGUACCGUAGAAUCAAAUCAUGCGCAGAAUAUGCACAGCAACUCGCAAACUUCUUUCAGCCUUUCGUAAUAAUCUCAGCUGUUAAUAUUAAUUGAAUAAGUUGCAUGUACAUUACACAUGCAAGAGAGUUAAAUGUUUUCCUGCAGGUCAUUGAGUAACAAAAUGUUGCCAUUCUUACAGGAAUCGUCUUCAUCGACCUUUGCUUUGUGCCUUUUAAGAACACGUCUGCGUAUUGCUCGAUGAGAGACGGUCAUUCGCUGUUUCUGCACUUACUUGUGAUGGUUGUAAAGUUAAACUAGUAUGAGGUGUUGUGGUUGCUUUAAAGAUUGCACUUAAUACGUAUGCUAAAGUUUGCAUAUUGCAUUCAGCUGUCCUAUAAUGUUGCCUUUGCUGUUGUAUAUUAUCGCUGGCACCUUUCAAAAACAUGAUCAAUCUUUUAAUGACCCUUUUGUUUAGAACGUCUUCACCGUAAUGUAUUUUUCUAAGUGUACCAUGCCUCGUUUCUUUCAACUUUAGGGUUAUCUGCACUUAUGUAACAAAAUGCCACUACAAACAAUUUAUAAUGUAGGCCUAGAUCUGCGUAUGAUAUCAUAUUAUAUUCUAAGUAGUAAGUAUUAUGCGUUAAGAUGACUAACUGAAGCACUUUCUAGCAAGUUGAUAGACUGAAUGCCAUGUCAUCAAUAUGGGAGCUUUGUUGAAGCGUUUUAGACAAGGAUUUUUAAUUGAAUUUAUUAUAUGGCACAACAUUCCAGUGUUUAGUCAAUUAUAUGUGCACACACGUGCACACGUAGACGUAUGACUGCUAUCAUGUACUGUAAAUGCUUUGAGGAGUGUUGAAGCAUACAAAUAUAAAUGGUCUGAAGGAUAUUUUUGCUUUUUUCGGUUGAUGGUGAAUUUUAGACUGUUUGAAUGUAUGAAACUAGACUAAGUCAUAUUAAAUGUCUUUAAAGGAGGUCUAAGUGCUAUCGUGUUAAACAUUUUGAUAUGUGAUGUAGCAAUCGAAGCUGGUGACACUUCAUAAUGAGGUUGUGUAUGUUAACAUUAGUUAAUGGAAUAUUUAACAUGAAAUGGCAUUGAAUAAUACUUUUACAGCAUCUAUUAAUCUUGCCUAUUUUUACAUACAUACAAUUUUUAAAGGGUGUGCUGUAUGGUCACUAAUGCAAUAUAAUCUUGAAUGAACUAACAAUAAACAGUUGUAUACUUAUAUGAGCAUUAGCCAAGAUUAAUAAAUGUUGUAGAAAUGUUUUGUUCAUGAAAUCCAGUGCAUAUGUUAACAUAUUGAACCUAUUUGUGAAGUGUUAACAUUAACACUUGGUAUUUGUUUUAAAGUCUGAGAGUUACAAACACUGAGAUGGUGAAGUAGUAGUGAAACUUACUUUAUACUGAAUGAACUUUCAUGUCAUGUUUACAGUAUUACAUAUUUAAGACUUUGAGGUUAUUUAAAGUAUUUUAGUAAUUGUGUUAUUUAAAUGUUUUAUCGAUCUGUUUUGUUUUUGCCCACAAAGGCAGCUGAUUUAUCAUUUAAUUGUUUUAUUCUGAUAAAAUUAUGACCUUCAGAAAAAAUGAUAUUAAAGUUGUAUUAUAAAUA